Molecule: messenger RNA, 12421 nt
Organism: Gallus gallus (chicken)
Lineage: Eukaryota; Metazoa; Chordata; Aves; Galliformes; Phasianidae
Gene: NSUN3
Product: NOP2/Sun RNA methyltransferase family member 3
Exons: 7
Coding region: 9-929 (306 amino acids)
Biological process (GO): rRNA methylation
Cellular component (GO): mitochondrial large ribosomal subunit
Molecular function (GO): S-adenosylmethionine-dependent methyltransferase activity
Source: RefSeq, a predicted model, not a curated record
GGGAGGCCAUGCGGCUGCCUCACGCGGCAGCCCGCCUGCUGCCGCCGCUCCCCACCGGGAUCGCUCUGCGCCCGCGACGCGGGGCCGCCCAGACGCCGGAGCAGCUGGAAAAUAAAACCAAAGGGAAGCUCCAAAAGCAAACUUGUCAAGUUGUUCUGGACCACUUUGAGAAGCAGUACUCGACAGAGCUGGGAGAUGCAUGGAGCAGUGUCAGAGAGGUACUCACAUACCCAUUGUGCUGGCAGCAUGCUGUCCUGCUCAACAAAUUCAGCCACACUGCUGACCUGGAGGACACCUUGUGUGCACAGGGAUAUCAUCCUGCCUUCAGAGGAACUUUGCCCUAUCUUCCGAGAUCACUGAAGUGUUACGUCAGUAGAACCCCUAGGAGGUUCCCUUCACAAAAACACCAGGCUGGUAAACUGAAAGAAUAUUAUCUGCUCAAUGCUGCUUCUGUGUUACCAGUGCUUGCGUUAGAGGUGAAGGAUGGGGAAGAUGUUUUGGAUCUCUGUGCUGCACCAGGGGGUAAAUCAGUAGCGAUCCUACAGUGUGCCUCUCCAGGUGAACUUCACUGUAAUGAGUAUGAUGAGUUGAGAUCAAGAUGGUUGAAACAGACAAUGGAAUCCUUCAUCCCACGUCCUCUGUUUAACUUAAUAACCGUCUCUAUCCUGGACGGUAGACAGAUUGGAGAACUUAAGCCUGAGUUCUAUGACAAGAUCCUCACUUGCUGCAGCCUGGGAUCGUGCUGCACUGACAUGGCUGUGCCUUCCAUCAUGUUACAUGAGGGAACAAGAAAGACCCAUCCAUCCAGGUACUGGUUGAUGCUCCUUGUUCAAAUGACAAAAGUUGGCUAUUCUCUUCUGAUAUUCAGCAAGCUACACUUAGGUUACUGCAAAGAAAAGAGUUAUCUGUUCUACAGUUCCAACUACUAAGAUGAUUAAGAGCAGUCUGGUAUAUCUUCAGUGAGUACAGCUAAAAUGAUUUUGUAAAUAUUCCUUAUCUGAAGGGAAAACUUGCAUAGUAUUCCUGGUUUGUUUCUUAAACUGUGAGAGUAGUCCUACUUGUGUGUGUGUAUAUGUAUACACCUUGAUUACUAUUAGCCCAAAAAUAAUACUUAUCAUAACUAAUUGGGUAAAAAAAAAGUAAAAGAAUGCUGGCUUAUGGGGGAGCUGGGAUGCGAGGAGCUGUCUGUUUUUCAGGAGCUUCCACCUGGUAACUUAAAUCAAAGUUGUCAUGUAUUACACUUUUAAUAAUACUAGACAUAGGCUGGCUAGCAUUUGUGAAACCUUUGAAACUCAUUUUUCUCCGAUGAAGAAAAACUGUUCUGUGACUUCUCAGUAAUUCCUUCUAGACUUGAGUUUUUUUAACUGAGAAACAACCAUGCCUGAAGUCUAUCUGUCAAAGCAACUUGAAUGGAAAUAUAACAUAUUACAAAAAAAGAAGUUAUUAUGGAAAGUUCCCUUUGCAGCAUUUCCAGAUAGGUCUUUUUCAACCCGAACUUGUGCAAAACUAUCAGAAGCCUGUGAUUUAUUGCAGAAAUAUGAGUAUCUUAUUGCAGUAAUGCAUCAUGUCGUCCAUUUCCUUUGAAGAAAUCAAUCACAUUUAAACCACUCACCUAUUUCAGUGUUUUCUUUUCAAUAUUUGACAUACAAAAUCCAAUUUGUGAUUCCCAACCAAAAGAAAGCAUACAUCAUGCAGUGGAAUUUGGAGAAUUUGCAUAAAUCACUGCAGAUUGUAAUGCUGAAGUGGAGGACUCGUGACAACAGGUACUUUUUUUGAGAAUAAAACCAACAGAAGUACACACCUGUCACCCCAAAUAGGAUUUAAUCAAAUUAUUCCUAAAUGGAAGGAAGAAUUUUGUCUGUUGAAAGUAUACUUCACAGUAGCAACAGGAAGAAUAAGCUUUGUAAGGACCAGAAUUGUUUUGAUAUGGAAAUUAAAAUCCUUUUACUUCAACUUACAUUUUAUCAUUAAAAUAUAUCUGAGCAGUUCUGCAGAUUAUACAGUAUUGUUAUGCACACUGGAUAUUAUUUUUGUCUUCUGAAGGAUUUUGGGGCACAAUAAUGUCGAGUUUCAUGGUGUAAAGAUUGCAUGCUUGAUCUAAUAGUGUACUUGGUUAAGUGUUGUAUGUGUCUGCUGAAUUCUUAUUGCUCCUUCUGAUUGUUUUAGAAUGGAUUUCCAGUAUUAAUGGCAUCUCAGAUUAUAUGUGAAAGAGGAAAAAGGAAAUCAUAAAAUGAGACCAGGAACGGCUAAAUGAUUCAUGCAAGUACAUUAGGAUUUUUGCAAAACUAAGGUUGUAGAAUAUUACCUACUUGAGCCUUUGUUUUAUAGCCAGAGUGCAUAAUUAUCAAAAAUUGUUUGAAUUCUGUCUCUGAUACUUUCUGGUAAUAGAUACCUUCUAGUAAUAUCCAGGAAGGCUGAACGUAUGCUAAAUCACGUUGCUUGAGUCAGCUCAUGCAGUGCUAGCUCUGGGUUGCUUAUUCAGGCUGCCUUGUGCUGCUUUAUGUUCAUGGGUAUCUCUCACCUCAGUUGCUCUAUCUGUAGAAUAAAAAUAAAGCUACGGCUCAGCAGUUUUGUUGAAAGUAAUGGAAGAAAUGGUGUGAUUUGAAGAUAAAAUAUAAAAGCCAGGCAUGACUUCAGUUUAGCAAUAAUUUUGUUGUAUAAGGAGGGCAGCGAAAGAGGUUACCUACAAAUGAGAAUAACAAAAUGCGAAAGGGAAUGCAAUCUUUGUUUCUUUUGAGUGACAUUCGGCACAUAAUUUGUGAUUUCCACUUUCUUUUUAUUUAUGGUGAUAACUCACCUGUAAUCCUGUUCUGAAUUUUGUCAUCUUGUUUUGGGGCUUUGUUUAAAGCACAUCAGCCUUAGAAGGAGCGGAAACUGGGGACCUCAGUGAGGAAGGAAAAGUAUUUUUGUAAUACAAUGUGCAAAGUACAAAGGCUUCAGGGACUAAAAAUCUUAAUAAAUAAAUAAAGUUGAAACUGAUGGGAUGUUCUUCCUCCACCAGUCUGAACAAAAUCUGAAAUGUAAAUGGAUAGCAUAGAUGUUGAACAGCAAAUUUUAUAAGCAACGAGGGCAUCACUGAUUUGAAGGAAAUUGAGACUGUAAUGAUUGUUAAUAUCAAAACCAAAGCAUCCCUGCAGAGUGCUGUAAUCCAAGAACACAUUGCAAAUCUUGUUAUUAUUUGGACUGUUCAUGCAGAAAACAAAUGGCAAAGUAAGGAAUGUUCAUUUCCUGAUAGUGAAUGCUAGCGUGAAAGGCAGAGGUUCCCGCAAAUGAAUUUUCCAAUAUUAUCGGUUCUCAGAUGAAAAUUAAACUAGGGGUUAAGGUCGAGUGCAUAAUAACUUGAUGGUGAAACCAUUACAGAUGUUGUAAUUAUUCCUGAGCCAGUUAUUGCAGCUGAAAUAAACUGUUAGGAUUCAGCUGAAAAUAAAUCCAAACAGGAUGCGCUUCAGAAAAUGCAGCAAAGACAUUCAGACUACGUAAAUUCUAUACACAACAUCUUGUAGGAGUUAAACAGCUGUAAUUGGUGUUUCAUACAGUUCUGGUCCAGCAGAACUCAAACUGACUUUAAAAGAUGUAGCUGACUUUUUUUCACCUCUUUUUCUCUGAAAGUAGUUAACUACAAGGGAAUGUGUUAGUUUUGGGUGUGUAAGGCAAGCAUCACAAAGCUAAAAGCUUUGAGAGAAUUCUGAGUGUAUGAGAGGUUUGAAGAGACGUGACUAUUCAGCCCUUCUGCUUACUGGUAGCAAAAUCAGUAAUACGAAAUACUUGUUUUGAUCUUCUGAGUUGUACGUGGUCUUGUUUUUCAGAAUUCAAAAUGAAGCAUUUAAUCUAGGUUAAGGAAUCAGACUUUAUUGUCCCUAGUUAAUGAAAUGCUUCCAUCAAGACAAUGAACGUGUCCCAGGAUUGCCAUGGUUUAUUACAGCAUGUCAGCAACUCACUGCAACCAAACAAGGAACUUUCUUUUUCCUCUGACUACUUGAUAACUAUCCACGAGAACAGCCCCUAAACACUCCCUGUACCUUUUAGCAGAAUGUCCAGUGUCUUCUCUUUCCUCUUGAACAUCAGAGUCAAGGUACAUGGCACAUUUGUGUGGCCCAUAAAAUAAGGUUGACAUUUUCCCUUAAGCCAUCAGGUAGAAUUGGCAGCCCAAGUCUCUAAAAGCUAACCUGCAUGCCAACAGACCAGCACUAUUUCCUGAAGCCCAGACUUUUGAAAAUUAAGUAAAUAAUAAAACUUCUGGUGAAAGUUUAGGAUGUUAAGUUACAAGCUGCUAUUUUCUCUCUGUAAUUAAAAUCAGUGACAUAGAUUCACAGAAUAAAUGUGCUCAUAGAACUUCAUCACAGAUUUUUUUUUUACCAAAGAAAUUGAAAAACGUGUGUUAAAUAUUGUGAAUUACUGAAAAAAUACAACUCCACUAUUAUUCCUUUAGCAUUCAGUGUCUCUUCCGUGUUUUCACUGCAAUGCAGAGUUUUCCACAUGUACUUAGCAAAGAAUUAUGCUGUUUCUGUUACUCUUUUUUUGGUAUGUGUGUGCUGCAAAUUGCUUAUUUGGUUGUAAAGUGAAGGCAAAUCUUGAUUUUCUUUUCUUUUUUUUUUUUUUUUGUAGGCAGUAUGCAAUCAUAUGACUGAGGUGUCAGGGCAUGGAUACCGCCAUACUCUUUCUGCUUUUUCUAAGACAAGAGCCUUAAUGACACGUGGGCAUGUAAUGAUGAUACAGAAAGGAAUGUGCUUGUAAUUAGGUAGUUGCCCUGUAUAAGCAAAUUGAUUUAGUUUUCUUUGUGAUUUGCUGCUGAUGCAUAAGAUAUCAGCCUUGAAUGUUUUUGGCAAAAGCAGAGAGAAACAUUGACCUGAGCCUUUAUUUAAAAAAACAAAAAACAAAAAAAAAACACAAAGAUACAGUCGUAGAGAUUUCCAGAGUUUACUUAAUGCCAGAACUUAAAAAGGGUAGCAAGGUUGAAUGUCAUUUGGGAAGCAGCAAUACAGGGUCCCUUCAGAAAUAUGGCAGCCUUGGCUGAGGGACUGUUGGACUCCUACAUCAGAGCUCUGUGGGUUAAGUUAUAUAGCAUUUUUAAAUGAUCUGAAGGAAUUCUAAACUGAGGUAUCGAUGAUGGAGUGGUCAACUGAGAGAGGAAAUGAGUGCUGUGUUCUGUGAAGAAGGGAAGAGAAAGUGUGUAAGAAAGUGGGAGAUAAGUCAUGCGCAGGCUUGCUGAUCUACACUGCUUUUUGGCUCAUUCCUUGGAGUUUUUCUUCUCAUUUACUCGUUUUCUAUAAUCAUCUACUUACAUCCACUGAGAAUCUAUUAGAAUUGUAACUGUUGUUCUGACAGAUUCUGCAGAUGGUUCUUUAACUGCUUUCGGUCUUUGAAAAGUUGAAUAACUUACAUCUCUAAAUGUACUGAGUCUGUAGUAGGCUUCAAAAGUCUUCUGGUUUGCUUUCUCUACUUGAAAAGGUUCUACUUGGGCUGUAUAAGUUCAUCUUUUCUCAAAUAAGACUUUGAAGUUGGGAAGAGGAAUGGACCUCUGCGGGUGUUAAUUCUGCUAUGACUAAAAUGACAGAAGGGUUGAAGUUCUGAUUUGAAGUGAGCUACCUCUGUCUGAUGCAGGCUAACUACACCUAGCCUUACAGUCAACGAUACUGGUUGUGUGGAGGCACAGCAUGUAUCUGUAUCAGGCAGCUGCAACCUUUGAGAGUGGAAGAAGAGUUGAUGGGUAUUGCACUGACACUUUUGGCUCUUGGCUAUGUGUACGGAAAUAACCUGAUCUGUUGCCCUUGUAAGAGUACUGCAGUUUUAGUUCAGCAAAGGAUAUCUCAUAGCCCUGUGUUAACAGGGUGAUUGUUCUGGGACUCAGUGUGCAUCACAGGAGAAAGCUCAAUAAUGUUAAAUUGAAGGUCUGAUGUUCUUAUCAGAAGAAUUUCAAAUUAUUUGCUGUAGAAACAUUAUUGAUCAGAAUUUUCAGAGGAAGAAAUUGACUAAAUUGGUGCAAAUGUGUUUGGUUUUCUUUUUUGAAGGCUGUUUACUUUAAUUCUGCAAAAGAGCUGCUUCUUACCAUACUGUGUGGUGGUAUUUGAAGUUGUCUCUCUUCUGUAUGCCUCUGUCACUGCUCUUCACAAAUUAUUAAAAACUGGCCAUGUGAUCUCAAGAGGGAUUUCCUUAUUUUGUCUUUAUCUGGUGAAGAGCAAAGCAAAAGCUUUAACGUGCAGUCUGAUGCACCUGGACUCCUGUAAGAGAAAGCAGGAAAUGCAUAUGUUUUGUCAACAAAAAGAAUAGAAUUGCGGAUAAAAGCAAGUUUAACUUCAGAUGUUCUAAUACUUGAAUAGUUUGUAUGCAUUAGCAGGUUUUAUUCUGAUCGUUGUUGUGCACACUGAGCAGAAAUACAUUCUGGUUGCCAAAAGAUGGCACUGUUGAAGUGUUGUUAUUUUUAAAAUGCCCUAAAACAUACCCCAUCUUUUUAUUUUAAAUACUGAAAAAGGUUAAAUGAGUAAUGUAAUUAAUGCUGACCCUUCCAAUGGCAUGCAACGUACACCCAAGCAUAGCAGGAGUGGGCUGAACAUACAGGUUCUAGCUGUAAUUUUGAAAUACACAUUGUCUGCCUAUUUUUAAAAGAGAAUUGGAGAUGACAAGACUUUUAAAACAACUAAAAUGUCAGCUUAUCAUGUUUAAUUUUUUUCUAGUGUGAAAAAUCUUAAUUUAGGGUUCUUGUUAAUUGUAUUUUAGUUGCAUGAAGUGCUUUUAGAGUUGUUGGAUGGCUCUGGAGCUGUCUUUAUUCCCAGAGGUAUUAAAUAAUCAUACUACUGUUUCCUCUAAUAGCAUCUUCUCCAGUUCUAGGUUUUAAAGUAAUUCUUGAGAAGUAAACUUAAAAAAAAAAAAAAAAAGGCAUUGAAAUAGUAUAUUCUUUAAAAUAAAUGAAAAUGUUACCCUUUUCUGAAUACCCUAUUGAAUACCCUAUAGUAUUCAAGAUAUAUGAGGAAUUAAAGGAGACUACUGCACCUUUUGUACCUCUGACUUUGUGGUACGAUAAGUGUUAUUUAUCCCGUUUCCAGAGAAACAUCUUGCAAAAAUAUAAAAGAGAGCAAAACUUUUUCUUUGACAAAACUCAUUUAGAAUGAGAAGAGGUGCAGUUUAUGUUUGGAUUAUGGUUGUGUCUUAGGCUUAUGUAUGGGAAAGAUAGAAGUGCAAAUUCAGUGACUGUAAAGUAAUAAUGUCAGUAAGCCAAAGCAGAUAUGGAGAAGCAUCGAGCAAAUUUCUACAGAAUAACAUGCCAAUUAAUCUCAGUACAACCUGUAAUUUUCUAGCUAUUGUCAUUACAAGCCACUAAUGAUUUGUCUAUGUUGAUAUUGUAGUGAGGUUUCCCUAAUUGUACAAAGCUGGUAUCUCCUGAAGUUGCAUUCACUACCUCAGAAAAUACUGACUUUUUUCCUUUAGUUUAACACAUAGUUUAUUUUUUUCACAAACAUGCAGUAGUAAUUGCAGUUCUAUAAUACGCUUCUUUUUGCAUGCUGUUUUAUAUUGUAUUCUGUAAGAGCUAAACCUGGAGGUUUUGGAUUCAGGCCUUACAUGAUGAAUGGAGCACGUUAAUUGAUUUUGUUUAACCAAUUUUAUUCUUUUUUUGCUGUGCAUUGACUACGUUACAGAAUUAAAACAAUAACCUCACACUUCUGCAGUGGUGCAAUAUGUUACGAUGCAACACAAGCUGAGUUAUACACAUCAGUUGUUGGCAGUGAGUAGAACAAAAUUGGUUGUAUGGAAAACUGGACAUAUGAGGCUCCAGGAAGAGUUUCCUGUCCUUCUAGUAUGUAUUCUCACGAGAAGCUUGAAACUGUGCAGUGUUAGUGCAUGUUACAUGUAAAAUUCAGUAUGAUAAAUUUCUAUCUUAGAUUUCAAAUUAUCAAAUUAAGUGUAAUUAGAUUUGUCUUUCAACGAAGUUUUGCUACUUCCUUAAAAAGUAGGAAGAAGAACAUAUGUACCACUAAGAGAAAAAUCACUGUGGUUUAAUUACCUAAUAUAUUUUAUGUUUAAGAAACACAUAAUAAAAGAAAGGUGAAAAACCAUCAGUGUCUUCUGCCCUCACACCCUUUUUAGUCAGUCCAGUUUUGGAGCUCAUGUUUGGAAGUUACCAAGUACCUUAUGACAAGCACCUGAUUGCUUUGUUGAGAGUCAAGCUUUAAGUAAGAAUCAGGGGGGUAAUGCCUCAUGCAAGAGGAACUGUACAUCCUUGGAUUGUGUAGUCACAGCAGUGCUGGUGGGUUCUGUUGGGUGUCAGUAUGUUAUGGUCCAGCUCUGACGUGCCCCUUUAAUGGGCUUGUUUCCCUCUGUUCUUUAUAGAAGAUUAGUUUCCUAAAUGUAUUUGUGCAUGGUUUCUUGUGAAUGAAUUCUCUAUCAUGCUGACAAUUAGGAGACCUGAUUCUCUGAAUCAGCUUAACCCACCACAUUAUCCCCCUGUGACUUUGAGCCCAGCUCUUCUUCACUUUGAAUUUUGCAGCUCUUUGAAGGUUUUUCAAAAGCCAGGCACAGCUUAAUCAAGGAUGGCGGUUGGUUGACAUUGAACACUGCUGCUGAAACAGCUGUUGCUGAGCUUGUCAAGAUGGAUAGAUACAGUGAUUUAACCUUGCGGUGUCAAGUAAUCUGUCUUAGGUAUUUUAAUUCAUGACAUAGGUUCAGAGUAAAGAUGACUUUGCAUUGGGUAGCCUGACUUUUCUGGGUCACGGGGCAGUGAAAAUUGCCAAGGAGUCUUGGUUUUCUUCUGGAAAUUGUGUUCCUCCUUCUUUUGAAUCCUGCACCAGAGACUUGGUGGUAGGAGCAUGGUGCCUUUGGAAGUAGUGCCUUGAAUGUUUGUUACUUCAUAAGGAAAAGAAAAGCAUUUAGCAGUGUCUAUGCUAGCCUGCUUUUUCAGUACUUACCUCUUGCCUUUUCCAAUUUUUAACAGUAAAAAUAUUUUCUCAUUUGUUUAAAUUCUCAUAUAAUAUAGGCAGUAUAGGAAAGCAGUUGUGGUUAUUAGCUCUGAGUACAGUUAUCAGGUAUACUGAAAGUACAUCUUGAUUGCUGUGCAAAAAUAUUUCCACACUUAGCCUGGCUGUUCUUUUGUUGCUCAGCAGUCCUGAAUAUAUGAAGAAUGUAUAAAAGGAAGGAGAAAGUAUGAAAAUGAGGAAAUUACUUGGUUUCUUAUAUUAUGAAGAUGAGUUACACUUUAAGACACCAUUUAGAUCUCUUCUUUGUAAGUUCUGAUAAAAAGCUAGAAAACGAGCAACUAUUAGAUGUGGGAAAAAUGCUUUUAUGAUUUCCAGAACUGGUACAAAUCUAAGGAGACAGUAAGAGAACGGUGCACUGAUCCUGGUUUGUUGUUCAUCUUCAGAAUAAGAAGAAUGUACUUUCCCAUUUUUUUAAUGGUUUUGUAUUUGCUUGUGCUUAAACACUGAAGAGUCUUUAGGAAUGGCCUCACUGUACUUUCAGUCCAGUACUUAGGUACUCUGUCCUUAGUGAAGUCUUCAGAUACUGCUUCAGCACACCUACAAAGCUUAAGUAUUUUUAGAAGGAGUAACUGAACUGCGAACACUUUUUUUUCUCCUUUCUUGUGGUAGCAGAAACAAUUAUGCCUGUGGCAAAACCUCACAUUUCAGUGACCUUUUCAAUUCUGUUAAGUAUUGCUUAUGGUUCAGACAUCGUGUUUUACACGUUAAAUUUGGAUACGUAUAAUCAACUUGGUGUAUGGAUGAGGAACUGCUUAUGAACUACAUUCACAGCUGUUUCAUCAAUGCUUGCAUUUGUCUAAGAAAUGGGUAUGUUGUCUUGCUUUCUGAUACUCUGACUGUGGCACUUAAUUAUCUCUGUUGUUUUAUUUGUAUGUUUAAAAGUGCAAGAUUUGCAAUAUGCCCUUUGAUUCCUCACUACUAACUAUCAACAAGUGACACCUUGGGCACUGAGCUAUUUUGUCCCAAGACGCAGCACAACGGCAUUGAGUGUUAGCCCAAAAUUCUGAAGAGAUGCUUUACUGCAAAGUUUCUAAACUAGAAAAUGGUGCUAUGAAUUAUGCCUGAAGAAGAUAAUUUCAUAAAGAUUGCUUUCACUCUGGCAUUUGAAAUCUAAGUUAACAGGCAGUCAACACAAGACAUCUGAAAACUUUUCUUGUUUGUCAUGAAAUAGAAUGGAAUAUUACAUUACUGAAUUUCUUGUAAAUGUUUUGUGAUAUGCAUGCUGUGGCUUACUGCUCUGCUUUACAAUAGCUAUCUUCCAUACAUCUGGAUGUAUUUUGGUUGGUUAGACAUGCCAGACAGAAGUAGCAUUAAUUCUGCCCAUUAAAAUGGAUGUCUGUCAUCACAGCAUGAGAGCUGCAAACAAAAAAUUAUUUGGAGAGACAGCUGAGGCUCUCUGGUCCAAUACUUUUUGUACCCUGCUAUAAGGUGUAUGUAUAUUGGGAUGCAGGAAGAGGAGAAGGGGUGACUAUCCAGGACAGAGUAAUUGAAGUGGAUGCUGGUAAUUAGAAUCAUAGAGUCAUUAAGGUUGAAGAAGACCGCUACGAUCAUCUAAUCCGACUGUGAACCCAUCAUCCAACUGUCAACCUAUCAAUUGCAGAAUUUUGGAAAAUAGGGUCUGGGUUGGACAAAGUGACCUCCAGAGUUCCCUUCCAACAUAAAUCUUUCCGUGAUCAUGUGAAAGGACGUUGGUGUGACAACUAUUCUAUAUUUACUGUCUUGAGGUGAUGUGGUAAAUGCCAUCCAUAUCAGACUGUAUCUAAAAUAUUCUUAAACACUUUCACAGAUUCUCAAAAACUACUCAGAAGUCUGAGAUAAGCUUGCUCUUUCACAAGCUUUAGCUAAUUUUGGAAGUAUCCUAGAAUGAGUCCAUUAGGCUCACUUAAAUUGGAAGUAUUCAGACUACAUAAGUACUCUGUAACCUGCUCUUUACCUAUAACAGGCUAAUCUUGAGCUGUUCUCUCACUUAUGCUAAAUGUGCUAGCCAUCUGCUCGCUCACCAUCUUUUUACUGAACUGAUACAACAAAGGCAUUAAACACUGACUUUUAAUUUUUUUUAGCAUCAUCUACUCAGAGAGAUCUGUUCCCUCAUGCUAAGUAAAACUGGAGUAAUGUGGUUACCAGUAAAUUAUGUAUUUGGCUUGUUGAUUAACCUUACUGAGACUGAUAGAAACAAGCAAGAUGGGCUUACCCUCCUCAGAGAAAUACAAUGCAAAGUUUAAUAGUAUAAUGCAAAGAGUAUAGAGUGUAAUACAAAGGUGUUUUCACCUGGGAAAGUGAACAGUGUUGCAUUAUCUCAGUCAUUUGUUCUGGUGUUUCCCUAUUAUUUUGGACAGGAUUUUCAGAGUUGCUUUGAUCCUGCUUCUGAUAAAGCUUUUAUUAUUGAUUCUUUUGCUGAAAAGGCCCAAUCUUGCUUUGAAAAAAGAAAGAAGGGACUUGAGGUUUCUCCCUCCCCCACUCUUUUUUUUUUCUUUUUUCUUCAACUGCUUUCAUUCUGAUAUGCAUAGCAGAUCCUCAGCUUGCCUCUGGAGGAAUUGCUGUUUCAACGCUAUGGUGUUUAUUCAUCUGAGCCUGGAAUCAGGCUCACUGCUUCUGGGGGCUGCUCAGCUGAUUUGAGGACUGGGGUUUUUCUUUUCCACUUACUGUCUUCAUGUCAUUGGUUUUUUUGUCUCUUCUUGGUUGGUGUAGUCAUCUCAGUGAUACCUACCAAUCUAAGACUUCAAUAGUUUUCUGUGGUACAAGGUUUUAUUUUCUUCUUUUAAUUUGUUAUAAGUGAAUAUGAAUUGCAUGUAAGACUAAGGAAAUGAGACAAGUUAUAGUCUUUUUCUCUCUUUCUGAGAAGGACCUUGGGGAUCUGCUUUAAUGAAAAGUAAACAGUUUGUUCAAUCUCAGUUUCAGUGGGGAAUUAAGAAGGGAGGUGAGGGAACACCCUGUUCUGUCCAUCAGUAGUUGGACUACAAAACUCCACCAUGAAGUUUUCUAUAAACCUGAAAUAUUGCCUUUGUUUAGCCAAUAUUUGUCAACAGGGCAAUAAGUGAAGGGUAUAUGAACACGUAGACUCGUGUAGAUGAUAUAAUGCAGCAAAUCAUAGUUCCUUAGGAAAUCAGAUUGGAAAGUAGUGUCUCAAUGAAAUUUCCAGUCCUGAUAUAUGCUGAAUAAGUUGCUGAAAUUGCACAAAUUAGAGCAGAGCAAUUAGUCCAGGCUAUUACGGCAACAGUACAUUCUGCUAUUUGUUCACUCCAGCAGCCAGCUAAGUAUCUAACUAGCACUUUUGAUGUGGUAUUCACCCAUUUUGUAUGCACAGUUGCAGCAUUUUCACAGCUGUGCUGUGCAUAUAAAUGAUCCAGAGUAUGUUCUGCAACUCUGAAUGAAUGCUGUUAUCUACUUGUCAUUCUUACAUUAAAAAAAAAACAAACCCAACACACUCAUAAUUAACUGAGAAUACAAUAAUGAAU